This is a messenger RNA of Mesocestoides corti, 567 nucleotides long. Lineage: Eukaryota; Metazoa; Platyhelminthes; Cestoda; Cyclophyllidea; Mesocestoididae. The record is from the annotation of a GenBank genome assembly.
AUGGCUAGGUCGCGAAGUAGGUCUUCGUCGGGUGCUAUUCGUUCUAGGCGCCGACGGUACCGUUCCCCGUCAAGAGACAAAGGCAAACCUAGAAAGCGUGAGCGAGACCGGGAUCGUAUACAUAAAACUAGUGAUCGGCCAUACAGAAAUAGCAAUCGGUCAGAACAUCGUCGCAAACGCGGAAGCUCCUCCUCUUCAUCAAACGACGAAAAAAGGCUUAAAAAAUCGCACCUUAGGGAUAUUGAUAAGAAAAUACGAGAGGCCAGGAAAAAGGAAGAAUAUGAGAAACGAAUGUCUGAACAGCGAGAGAGAGAACGUCGAGAACAGGAAGAUAGAGAACGUGAGCAAGAGGCCGCGCGUCAGUUGGAAGCGCGAGUUACGGAAGCCUUCGAGUCAGCUUUAGUGGAUCGGGCCGCAGACCUAAGGGCAGAACUGGAGCGUCUUUAUCAGGCAGAAAUUGACAAACGUGUCCAACAAAAGAUGGAAGAAAUCGAACGUGAAAUCCUACGGGCUCAUGAAGAAAAAAGACGCGUUGAAGUAAUUUUACGUUUAUCACUGCGUCCUUAG